CGGCUCCCCUUUACUUUUUCAUGCAUCCAUUUUUUUAAUCCGCUGGUAUCUGUCAUGUUUGCCUGCCCCUGUCGCCUGCUUAUUUAAACUCGCUGCUGCCCUUUAAUGUUAACCACCUAAACUCGCAAGCUAUUUCCACUGGCGACACCUUUUCACGCACCAAAGCCUAAACCACCUGAUAUCACCAAGCCCAGCUUCUCACCGACAGCACCCUCGUCCAGCCCAGUCACCCAAAGUCGAUAUCAUGCCGGCAAUUGGAACCACUGCCGUCGGCCUUAUGGCCGGCCUGCACGGCUACAUCAUGGUCCUGGAAAUGUUUCUGUGGACAACACCGCGAGGAAGAAAAGCGUUCAGGCUCACCCAAGAGUUCGCCGAGAAGACCAAAGUGCUGGCGGCCAACCAGGGGCUCUACAACGGCUUUCUGAUGGCGGGCCUCGUGUGGGGUCUCGCGCAUCCCGCGCCAGACGUGGCCAAGCAGAUCAAGCUUUUCUUCCUGAGCUGCAUCACCGUCGCCGGCGUCUACGGCGGCCUAACGGCCAACAAAAAAAUCAUUUUCAUCCAAGGCAUCCCCGGCGCAAUUUCCCUCGGCGCCGUGCUGCUUGGUCUCUGAGACUUCGGCUUGUUUGACUUUCCGCCACAGCCCGGAGAUCUCCGCGCGCCCACCCGAAAAAAAAAAAUUGGACCCGGUCCACUCUCGAUCUAGCGUUCCUCGGACCGCGGCUCGCGACAUCGACAGGAUCUCCCCCCUGCCAUCUUCGCUUCGGUCCGGGAUAAAGUUUUCUAUCGCCCCCGCUAGUCUUUCGUCAUUUGGGACUCUGUACCAUUUACUUGUAUCACCAUUUGUUUGUGUCGAAGUACUUCACAGCCUGAUGGACUAGCUAUGCGAUAAUCUCACCACGCUCGACGAGCUGGUUGCCUUGCUUCAUUUCGUCCCAUUGGAACGCGUGAACGGAUAUGACCCUGCGUGUAUCUACCGACGCGCACAUCAAGAGUUAUGGCACGG
Molecule: messenger RNA, 1003 nt
Organism: Gaeumannomyces tritici R3-111a-1
Lineage: Eukaryota; Fungi; Ascomycota; Sordariomycetes; Magnaporthales; Magnaporthaceae
Exons: 1
Coding region: 245-610 (121 amino acids)
Source: RefSeq, a predicted model, not a curated record